CACAUAAUGUCCGGUUACAUAUUCAUCUUGCUAUUGGCCUUAAGUGCUACAAUUCCAAAAUGUUACGCGUAUUCAUCGUCGAUGGAAAAUAUCGUAACACCGCAAGAAGUAAUAAAUAAUAAUCGAACCAGACUUGUUGGCGGUGAUGGAGCUGUUCCAUUAGGUGUUGCACCAUUCGUUGCUUCGUUGAGAUCAUUGGCUAACGUGCACUUUUGUGGGGCUGCCAUUCUAAACACUCGAUAUGUUGUAACAGCUGCUCAAUGUACUGCCGGUCGUACAGCCGCUAAUAUUAAUGUUGUUGUUGGAACAGUUCAACUAGUACCUAGUGGUGUGACACAUCGUGGUUCUGCUAUUGUAAUGUAUCCUCAUUUUAAUGCAGCCAACUAUGUAAACGACAUUGCCCUUAUAUAUACGGCGACGGUAAUAUCAUUCACAUUAAACAUUCAACCCAUUUCACUACUUCCGUCCAUAAUAUCUGGUGGUGACGUUGUUGUGUAUGGGUGGGGUUUGGUUCGCAGACCAGGUUAUCCAGAGGAAGAUGUAAAUUAUUUACAAUUUUUGAAAGCUAAUGUAGUUACGAACGAACAAUGUCAAUUGGAACAUACACCACAAUAUGCAGCCAUCAUUACUAACAGAAAUCUUUGCGCUCUUGGUGUCAACCCCAACAGUGGUACGUGUUUUGGUGAUGAAGGUGGCCCGCUAGUGUAUGUUAUUGAAGAUCCAAGUGGAUUUACACCACCAAUUUAUCAACUUGCUGGCAUUUCAUCGUGGCAAGUUCCAUGUGGUACGGGUGUACCUGAUGUGUACAUACGAAUUGCUCCUUAUCGCCUAUGGAUUUUGAGUAACAUUCAAUAAAAAAGCGUGCAGUCUGGGAAAAACUUAUUUUGUGAAAUACAUUUUCAAUUUUACUCA
Bradysia coprophila is the source of this 912-nucleotide messenger RNA. RefSeq names its product chymotrypsin-2-like. The record is from RefSeq and is a predicted model, not a curated record. Gene Ontology annotation, molecular function: serine-type endopeptidase activity. Gene Ontology annotation, biological process: proteolysis. Lineage: Eukaryota; Metazoa; Arthropoda; Insecta; Diptera; Sciaridae.